Boleophthalmus pectinirostris (great blue-spotted mudskipper) is the source of this 2179-nucleotide messenger RNA. RefSeq names its product alpha-2,8-sialyltransferase 8F-like. The transcript has 9 exons. The record is from RefSeq and is a predicted model, not a curated record. The coding region runs from base 498 to 1628 and encodes 376 amino acids. Lineage: Eukaryota; Metazoa; Chordata; Actinopteri; Gobiiformes; Gobiidae. Gene Ontology annotation, biological process: N-glycan processing; oligosaccharide metabolic process. Gene Ontology annotation, molecular function: alpha-N-acetylneuraminate alpha-2,8-sialyltransferase activity.
CAACCACAGUCCAUCGCGGUUUUAACCGGUCCAAACCUUGGCGCCUGAUGGUCUGGUAUGUAGAUGAUGUGGGUCUGUUUCUUCAAAGCACAAUGAAGAAAGUCAUUAUCACUUUAGCAGAGCCAUGUCAAUUUCCCAUUCUGAUUCAUGUCCCACUUGGCGUGGGGGAAGGGAGGUGUGGAAGCACCGAAGGUCGGUUCUCUUGGGGUUGUAAAUACCAAGAGGCAGUCAGGCGGAACCGACUUCUCUAGGUUCCUGGUUUGUGGAUUCUAUCAGAAUGGGGGAAGCAGGCCCUGAACAGGCAUCUUUCCCUACAGUAAUCUAAUAAUAACUCACUAUUGCACAACAUGUUACUCUUUCAAACCUGUUUGGCAAAGCAGAUUCUGCUUUGCCAAACAGGCUGCUGCUAAUCAGCAGGUGGUUGGCCAAGAGGAAUGCACUGUGUUUAAACCAGUGAGAGCACCCUCUAUUAUCUAACAGUUCUACCUGUCGGCUUUAUGGGUGUAACAGAGGGAAUGGAACCACAUAAUGAGCAGAUUAGUUUCAGUGAAGUGGAUUUAAGCUCCACUGAUACAAAGACAAUAAGGACCAAAGACAACGCCAUUGAUCACAGUGACGUUCAAAAAACUUCUGCAUCAACCACAACCAACCCUAUCAGAAAAACAUAUCAUCAAAAUGUACCUCAACUUGACAAAAACGCCCCAGAUCCGUGUAAUGGCUGCCGUGAACACAUCAAAAAAGUUCUGGGAAACUAUUCUCUGAACUGGAGAAAAAAUGUCACAAAACACCAAGAGCUCAGAGCAUCACUCAUCACAAACUGCAAUGGUUUUCAAAAGGCCUUUGUGACCCAGGCCAACAGUCCUUUAGCAACAUCUAUCAAGUACGACGCAGAAAACAGAGUCCGCACUAUAGAUGAAAAUCUUUUCAACAAUAUUCCAAAGGAAGUUAAAUUCUCUAACAAAGUACUAGACACAUGUUCUGUUGUUGGAAAUGGAGGGAUUUUGAUCAACAGCAGCUGUGGAGAGGCCAUAGACUCUGCCCAGUUCGUGUUCAGAUGUAAUCUCCCUCCUCUGGAUAAAGAAUAUAGGAAACACGUUGGAAGAAAGACCAACAUUGUGACCGCAAACCCCACCAUCAUUCAGAAGAAAUACAACAGUCUACAGCUUCGCCGUCGUCAGUUUGUGGAUGAUGUCAGUGUGUAUGGCGACUCUCUGCUGUUUCUUCCUGCCUUUUCCUUUGCGUUCUGCACUGGUUUGAGCAUGGCAGUCCACUACACUUUGGAGGACUUCAGGAGCUCAGUUAAACCUGUAUUUUUUCACCCGGAGUACCUCAAAAGCCUGGAUACAUUCUGGCGUUCACAGAAGCUCAACCCUGGUUACAGAAUAAGCACUGGGUUCAUGUUGGUUAGUUUAGCUCUGGAAAUCUGUAACAAUGUGGACGUGUAUGGGUUCUGGCCUUUUAAAUAUCACCCAUACAAUUUCCAGAUUACAACAAAUCACUAUUAUGAUGACCAAAAGGCAACUACUUUGCAUGCCAUGCCAGCUGAAUUUGCCUAUCUGAUAAAACUACACAAUGAAGGGGUGCUUAAGCUUCAUCUGGGAGAGUGCCCACCACAAAAAAAGGAAUGAAGGUUUUAUAUUGAUGUCCUCUAUACUGUUAAAGCCAGAGUAUGUAACUUUUUAUCCAAAAAAUAGAUUUGUGUUUAUUUCAUUGAAAACAUGAGUGAGUUUACAUCUCCAGAAAAUUGAUUCUUACUUAUUGGCUUAUAGUGCAAAAUUCUGGGCUGAGUAGAAAUCAUCUUGUUGGGCCAUAUUACAUGUUCUGUAUGGAAGAUAAGUUGUUCCAUCAGAAUUUGAAUUUUAAACGGCUCUGAAUUUGUCUUUGUGAAUUAUUUUACUCUGAAAAAGAGCAUCUGAAUUUUUUUCUUCUGAAUCUGAAGCACUGAAAUUUCAGUGUAUAGUUUUCAAUGUGUUUAAAAUUUCAAUUUAAAAAAAAUUAAAAAUCAUCUAUAAAAUAUUGGAUGUAUUUUUUUCAAACCCUCAAAUACGACUGUCUAAAUUCGCAUUGUAAAAUACGAUGAAGAAAAAUGACCCAGCCAACAUCCGGGAUACUGAGGCAUUUGCAAUCACUCUUGCAGAGUCGAUCUAACUUCUAGCCAAUCACGCAACGGUAUAGUAGU